This is a messenger RNA of Aedes albopictus (Asian tiger mosquito), 1489 nucleotides long. Its product is annotated as protein crossbronx homolog. Lineage: Eukaryota; Metazoa; Arthropoda; Insecta; Diptera; Culicidae. The transcript is spliced from 4 exons. The record is from RefSeq and is a predicted model, not a curated record. The coding region runs from base 176 to 868 and encodes 230 amino acids.
UCGUAGCAAAGAAGUUUUCGAAUUUUUGCUGUAAAAAUGCAUUAAAUUUAGUGAAAUUUCCGUGCAAUUCAGCUAGAAAUGAUUUGAAAUUAGUCCCCAGGCUGUUAUUUACAUGGUAGUGUACAUUUUACGAUUGUUCAUUGAAACGCUGAGCUAAACAUUCUUGCCGAAAAAAAUGACGCUGGAUUCUUACGACAAGCUGCUUGGGACCGUCCUGCAGGAGUACAAAAUACUAAGCGAAUACAAACGAUUGCAAAACGAGGAUUUGGCAGGAAUCUAUGUGAUUCCGUCGUUUGAAAACAGUUUUCUAUGGUUUGGAGUGAUAUUUGUUCGCAGCGGUCCCUACAAGGAUGGUGUUUUUCGAUUCACGCUGAGUCUGCCGGAAAAAUUUCCGAAUGAUGCCACCGUGCCGACCGUCGUAUUCCAAAGCGAAACGUUUCACCCCCUGAUCGAUCCGUACAACGGAACGCUCGAGCUGACCGAGGCCUUCCCAAAGUGGAAAUCGGGCGAUAACCACGUUUGGCAGCUGCUCAAAUUUAUCCAGUACAUAUUCGCCAGCUUCGACGAGUAUAUGUCGCUGGCCGAGCAGAGCGCCAACAAUGUGGCCUACGAACUGUACGGCCAAAACCGGUCGGAAUUUCUCCGCAAAGUGGAGGAAUGUGUGCGGCUCAGCCAGAGCCGGCUGUACGAUCCGGCCCCGGUGCAAGAUCGCAACUACAUAGUGUUCGAUCGGUUUGACAAGGAUAUCCACGGGCCGGUACUGGAGUCGCUGAAGCAGGGCAGGGCGAACGAGGUCUCGACUCCGCCCUCGUCCGGCCUUUCGUGGGUCAAAGAAGGGGUGUUUCAACCGCUGAGCAAACAAGGUUAAUGGGCGUUGGUUGGGGAGCAUUCUCGUUAAUACAUAAUCCAAUUCAAAAGUUCAUUUCGAGAGAUGUUUAAUUAUUCCCACUUCUAUGGUUGUUAUGUACACUACCCGUCAUAAAUACGGACUCACAAAAAGUAUUGCAACAAUAUUGCAUCACCCUGACUCACCUCGAUAUCUCUAAAACCAGAACACCUACAAAAAUGCCACCUUCAGAAAAGUUGUUACUUUUGGUCUUCUGAAUAACUUUCCUGAAGACAGCAUCUCUGUAAGUCCUCAGGUUUUGGAGAUAUCGAGGUGAGUCAGGGCGAUGCAAUAUUGUUGUAAUACUUUUUGUGAGUCCGUACUUAUGACGGGUAGUGUAAGUUCUCCAAGCGUGGAAGAAUUUCAAGGGUUUAACUAUUUCUAAAAUAUAUCGAGUAUUCAUAGCUCGAUUUGAAGGCAAGAUUGAACGGGAAUGUUCUACCAAAAUUCUACAUAAGUUCAAAGAAGGUUUUGUAGAGGUCGAGGAGGAUCAAAUGACUAUUUAUUUAUUGAGAAUGUAACUAGGAUGAACAAAACAUGGCAAUAAUAUUCGCUAAUUAUACGUAUUUAGAUUAAACUAGAUAAUUUAAACAACGAUCAUCA